Macrosteles quadrilineatus (aster leafhopper) is the source of this 1195-nucleotide messenger RNA. RefSeq lists its product as uncharacterized. The transcript has 3 exons. The record is from RefSeq and is a predicted model, not a curated record. The coding region runs from base 110 to 1150 and encodes 346 amino acids. Lineage: Eukaryota; Metazoa; Arthropoda; Insecta; Hemiptera; Cicadellidae.
GUUUUAACUCAAUCAAAGCAAAUAGCAAAUUGUUAUUGUGUAUGUGGUGUUUGAUGGCUGACUUCGAUUGUUAAAAGUGUUGCAAUAAGGUUGAAAAUGAGCGUUGAAAAUGAAGAUUAAAGAGAUUCUCCCGUUCACGAUUGAAUCGCCGGUGAUUCACUUGGUACAACCGAGUCCUACGAUCCCUCUAGGACAUGAAGUUGUCUUCCAACAAAGUUCUGCGAAUGGUGGAGGAGUCAACGCCAUUUACGCUCUUGCUGCCCAGGAGAAGAGAGUUAGAAAGCAGAAAAAGCUCCAACAAGAGAGUAAAAAGUUUAACGAAAAAGACAGUAAUCUAAACUGUGGGUUUAUCUCACCUCCUAUACAUCCAAGGAUGGACGACAAGGCGAAAACCAAGGCGAGCUUCUACGAUCUAAGAAACAACAGGUCGAUGUCAAUUGUGGAAACGUCUCUACCGAAGUUGAGUCCUACUUUGUCAGCGAGAUCGAAAUCGGUCGACGAAUCUCCUAGACCGGAGAGACGAAAGAAAAGUCCGGACUUUGAAGAUAUCUUGAGAGAGUUAGGAUGUUCCUCGAGAACUUCCGACGCCGGAGAAUCCACAACGUCUAAAGCAAGUUCUGGAGAAAGUGAACCGAAGCAAGAAGUUCGCAAAUGCUCGAUCGCCAGCAACGACUCAGUAUUCUAUGACAUAUCCCUCGAUGACGCAAACAUAGACUCAAGCGCUUCUCCAGAUAUCGCUCCGAGGAAAUCCUUCAGCGAGGAGACCUUUGACAGAAACCAAUCCGCGUACAAAAACCGCACAAGGAUUUUAGAAACGAUGAGGAGGAGUUGGAGGACGAUGUCUUCUGACUCGUGUGACGAGAGCUACGAAGAAGCCUGGAACAGUCUGAAGCCUCACGACAGAAGAAGAGUUUCCCAGAUGGUGGACGACCUUCUGUUGGAGAUCUACGGAGAGAAGGGGACGAGACCAGCAAGACGUAGAAGCUACACUGGGAUAGCUAGAGGCAGAUCUCCUGCUCUGGAUGACUCACAUUGUGAAUCUCUGUAUGAGGACACUUGUUGUACAGAGUACACGUCGGCCAAUGAGAGCUUCAGACUGGCGUACUUGCAGCAGAAACUUGAUUACAUAUUUGACCAACGCCCUAACUAAGCUCUGGAGUAAUGUUUACACAGCAAAUAUUUAUUUAGACGGGAA